This is a messenger RNA of Aspergillus aculeatinus CBS 121060, 693 nucleotides long. RefSeq lists its product as uncharacterized. Bases 1 to 693 code for a protein of 230 amino acids. The record is from RefSeq and is a predicted model, not a curated record. Gene Ontology annotation, molecular function: O-methyltransferase activity. The transcript has 3 exons. Lineage: Eukaryota; Fungi; Ascomycota; Eurotiomycetes; Eurotiales; Aspergillaceae.
AUGAUUCAGUUCUAUUUGCCAGAAGAAACUUUUAUUCUAUUUCACCCCGAUUAUAUCUUAAUAAAAGGUUGCCCGGACAGGAUCCUAGCCGCUAUCGAUGAAUAUAGGAGGGAGAAAGCUUUUCUUAUAAAUAUUGGGACUAAGAAAGAUGUACUUAGAAAGGUAGGAGGUCAAAAGUAUAUCAGCCUUGAAGUUAGUUCUAUCUUUGCCAGUGUCUCCGCUGCUCUAAUCGACCUGGCUGGCUUGGAUGAUAAUAUUAAGAUUAUAGUAGGACCUUAUCGGGACUCACUACGAGCCCUAAGUAAGACAUACCCCGGCUGUAGCCUGGACAUGUUCUUCUUUGACUAUGCCAAGAUUAAGUAUACUAACGACCUCAAACUUUGCGAAGAGCUCGGCUUGGUGUCGCAAGAUACUACCAUUAUUGCCGAUAAUGUCAGCCGGAACUCUGAGUAUCUAGAAUACGUCCGUGCACCGGGCUUAAAGAAGAGGAUGGCAGCAGAUGAAACCAAACGACUGACAUUGUGUUAUGAGUCUGACAUAUUCCUUGGUCGGUUUGAUCUGCGAUAUAAGACGUCCGUGGUUUACAGUAUUAAACCCACUGGAGAGCCCGUUAGUAUUUAUACAUCUAGCAGUCCCGUCAGCGCUAACAGAUUCACAGAAUGCAGUGGAUAUUUUAUAUUGCUUGGGAAGUAG